Molecule: messenger RNA, 446 nt
Organism: Durusdinium trenchii
Lineage: Eukaryota; Dinophyceae; Suessiales; Symbiodiniaceae
Source: the annotation of a GenBank genome assembly
AUGUCGGCCACACACGACACAGAAGAGCUGGCGAUGCAGGGUAGAGAUUGGGUGCUGGAAGAGGUCAAAGCGCUGCAGGAAGCGAAUGGUGGGAAGUGUCCAACAGUAGCGCAGUUGACAAAGGCAAUGCCUCUGACAAAAGAGGAAGCCAAAGAGGUGCUGCAGGAGUACAAAUGCGCAGCUGCUGAGGAUGUCCCGCCAAAAAAAAGGGCCAAGAAAUUCCCUGAUCCUCCAGUGCCAGAAGUGCCAGAGGCUCCAGUAGAGCGUCCAGUGCUUUCUCCUCGCCCUCCUUUAGCGUCAGCUGCAACGCAGAUCUAUGAUCAUGAUGAGACCCAAGUUGUUCCUGAACCUUCUGUGCCCUUGACCCAGCCUGAACAGCUGACGCCCAAGAGCUUGGAGCUGAUGACUCCAACGCAGCUUGCUCUGGAGAAACAUGGUUCACAUAG